Cloeon dipterum is the source of this 1511-nucleotide messenger RNA. It is a transcript of the gene Nfs1, whose product is annotated as Nfs1 cysteine desulfurase. The coding region runs from base 83 to 1456 and encodes 457 amino acids. Gene Ontology annotation, cellular component: nucleus; mitochondrion; cytosol. The record is from RefSeq and is a predicted model, not a curated record. Gene Ontology annotation, biological process: [2Fe-2S] cluster assembly. NCBI's taxonomy places the organism in Eukaryota, Metazoa, Arthropoda, Insecta, Ephemeroptera, Baetidae. The transcript is spliced from 11 exons. Gene Ontology annotation, molecular function: cysteine desulfurase activity; pyridoxal phosphate binding.
UGUUUUGUUUACUUGUCGAAGCCUGCAAAGAGAUCAUACACCGCAAGUACACAGCGCAGCUUGAAGCUACUUGAAGCCGAAGAUGUCGCGAUUCUGGGUGAUUAGCAUGGCAAGGGGCUUGGAUAAAGGCUUUAGCUGCUCAUUCUUCGACAGUAAAUACGCAAUUUCUCGCAUGACAGCAACCACAAAGAGAAAUUACGUAACGCCAGCAGCGAAAAUUGACAAAAGGAAUCUUCUGGAGGGAUGUCGGCCUCUUUACUUGGACGCACAAGCGACAACACCAUUGGAUCCUAGAGUUUUGGAUGCAAUGCUACCUUACUUGACAAGUUACUAUGGAAACCCACAUUCCCGAACCCAUGCUUACGGAUGGGAGAGUGAAGAGGCAAUGGAGACUGCGAGAAAGCAAGUAGCAGACUUGAUUGGUGCUAGUGAUCCAAGAGAAAUCAUUUUCACGUCAGGAGCAACUGAGUCCAACAACAUUUCAGUGAAAGGUGUUGCCAGAUUCUACGGCUCCAGGAAGAAACAUGUCAUCACAUCUGCAACAGAACACAAAUGUGUGCUGGAUUCGUGCAGAGUGCUGGAAUCAGAAGGCUUCAAAGUGACAUACUUGCCUGUUGGAACUGGGGGCCUCAUCGACAUGAAAGAACUCGAGAGCCUGAUCACCGCCGACACAUCUCUUGUCUCUGUAAUGACAGUCAAUAAUGAAAUUGGCGUCAUUCAACCCAUCGAGGAGAUUGGUGCGCUGUGCCGCUCUAAGAAAGUUUUCUUCCACACAGACGCUGCUCAGGCAGUUGGAAAAAUUCCUAUUGAUGUGAACAAGAUGAAUAUUGAUCUUAUGUCCAUUAGUGGACACAAGAUUUAUGGACCAAAAGGUGUUGGUGCUCUUUACGUCAGACGUCGGCCGAGGGUGCGGUUGGAACCAAUCCAGAGUGGUGGUGGGCAGGAAAGAGGGAUGCGCAGCGGAACAGUUCCCACGCCACUUGCUGUGGGCCUUGGUGCUGCAUGUGCGAUUGCUCAAAGAGAAAUGAAGUACGACCAUGAAAGGGUGAGUCAGCUGGCAAAGAGACUGAUGGACAAGAUAUAUGCUAAGUUGCCGCAAGUUGUCAGAAAUGGAGAUGCAGAGAAAACGUACCCAGGCUGUGUUAACCUCUCCUUUGCCUACGUGGAAGGAGAGUCCCUUUUGAUGGCCCUCAAAGACGUUGCUCUAUCCAGUGGCAGUGCAUGCACAUCAGCGUCACUGGAGCCGUCAUAUGUCUUGCGAGCGAUUGGCGCAGACGAAGAUCUGGCCCAUUCAUCCAUCAGAUUUGGCUUUGGACGGUUUACGACUGAAGAGGAGGUGGAUUACACCGCUGAGCGCUGUAUUGAACAAGUAACAAGGCUCAGGGAAAUGAGUCCUCUGUGGGAGAUGGUGCAGGAGGGUGUGGACUUGAAGAGCAUUAAAUGGAGCCAGCAUUAAAUACUUUGUAAAUACAAAUAAAUAGAUUAAAUUUGUUGCUAACUGUCACAGUUGA